UGGCCAAGGCCUGGGCCAUUGCCGUCGCCGAGCGGUGUUUUCCGCCCCUAUCUCCGGUCGGAUCCCGGCUCGGCCAUGCUGUCCCGCCUGCUGAAGGAGCACCAGGCCAAGCAGAACGAGCGCAAGGAGCUGCAGGAGAAGCGGAGGAGAGAAGCCAUUGCGGCGGCAACCUGCCUGACCGAAGCCCUGGUGGACCAUCUGAACGUAGGGGUGGCCCAGGCGUACGUGAACCAGAGGAAGCUGGACCAGGAGGUGAAGACACUGCAAGUGCAGGCCGCCCAGUUUGCCAAGCAGACCGGGCAGUGGAUCGGGAUGGUGGAGAACUUCAACCAGGCCCUCAAGGAGAUCGGGGAUGUGGAGAACUGGGCCCGGAGCAUAGAGCUGGACAUGAGAACCAUCGCCACGGCCCUAGAAUACGUGCACAAGGGCCGCCUGCAGCCGGCACCACCCUAGCCCCCGACCCCGCAGCCCUGCAGGCUCCCCACGGCUCUCCUAGCCCCCCACCCAGGGCCUCCUAUGGCCUUCCUGACCCCCCUUCUCAGUGGGGUGAACCCCCACCCCGAGCUGCACGCUGACAUGAGCCAGGUGCCGGAGCUGUGACGCCGAGCAGCGGUGGGGCCCAGUGGCCUCACAGUGGGCACGGGGUUGGGAUUGGUUUAAUAUACAGUGAACGUGC
Messenger RNA from Tachyglossus aculeatus (Australian echidna), 676 nucleotides. RefSeq names its product biogenesis of lysosomal organelles complex 1 subunit 1 (gene BLOC1S1). Lineage: Eukaryota; Metazoa; Chordata; Mammalia; Monotremata; Tachyglossidae. Gene Ontology annotation, biological process: endosomal transport. The record is from RefSeq and is a predicted model, not a curated record. Gene Ontology annotation, cellular component: BLOC-1 complex. The transcript is spliced from 4 exons. Bases 76 to 453 code for a protein of 125 amino acids.